AUGAACACUUGGAAGGACGAUCCUAACGGUUCGCAAAUUGGACAGAGUGCCCCAGUUCCCGCCGCUCCGUCUCAGGCGACCCAGAAGGACACUAGUGAACCCUCGGCCACCGAACCACUAUCGAGGUCGGACGCUACAGGUCUUCAGAGGACUCGGGUAGGUUUACAUAGAAUUGACCAAUAGAUAUGCGGAAAUCAAAGUUCAAGAAUAAAGAAAUUAGGCCGUGGCCUAUAGGAUCUUCUGGCCGUUAUAAUGGGUAUUCUGGCUGUCGACUAGUCUCUGCAGUAUCGCAGAUAGGCAAAACGAAAUAACCAAUGGUCAAGCAAAAACUUUUGACCUAGUUUGGCGUGAUACAAUAGGAUUAACGGUUCAAAAUGCCCUAGAACUAUAGGAUUAGAUAAUAUAAAUGGCGAACUUGCACGUGCCAGCCUAUGGGAACGUCGGCCAUUGUACUAGCGAUCUGCUAGCAAGCUUAGCCUAAAUAGCAAAAUUGGAAACACAUUUGCCCGAUCUUUACAGGUCGCAUUUUAAGCUGCAGAAAAAGUUGGCCGAAAGGAAAUCAGACGAAGGCUUCCUAUAGAGUUGCGGCUGGGGUGGUGCUUUCGGGCACUGUCGAGAAAUACGAACUUAACGAUCAUCAGCUAAGAUGUUUAUGUACAUGCUGACACAAUUGAGUUAGUGGCGGAGAGUUGCGUCUGCCACGUAUCUAUUGAUGUCUUCGUAUUACUUCAUUUACUGUUGUAAGAGCUGACUCUUUCCUUUUUAGAUAAAAAUGGAGAGAUCAAGGGUUUACCAAACUAAAGAGAAUUACCAUGACCUAGACGACGUAAAAAAUUAACCCUAAGGAAACCAACAUGAAAGAAAAUGACCUCUGCUGUUCUGUUUAUAUGGCAGAAAAAAUAAAUAGACAUCGCUCUACAGGUAUGGAAGACUAUGUCUACUGCUUCAAGCACUCGUAUUUUGAAGCAUUUGAGGAAAUUUUCCAGUCGACCUAACAUCAUGACCAUGGGUGACUUCAACGCACUAGGCAUUAACUGGAACACGCUCCAAGCGUCAGGUCAAAAAUCGACAUUCGAUUACCGUCUGUUGAACAAAGCGCUAAGGGCGCUCCUCACACAACAUGUACUGUUUCCAACCAGAACACGUGAAGGACAAAAAAUGAACUCCCUGGCUACGGUUUUAACGAAAUUACCAGACAGCAUAGACGAGGUCAUCAAACCCCCUUAGUACGGACUACCGAUGGCGUUGAGAUUGCUGAUAGUAGGGAUAAAGCGAUGUGUUCUUCAAAUUUUUUCCGAUUAGUCUACACAAACGAGGCAAGGUUCCUUCCUCCCUCCACAGAAGAACUGCGGACCCCAAGCGUCAGUACUAUACUCUUCUCAGAAGGCAUUGUCCGGAGAGAAUUAUAGGCAUUGAACGAAUCGAAGUCGCCAGGACCAGACGAGAUUCCAACCAAGCUUCUGAAGGAACUUGACAGUGAGCUUUCUGUGCCUCUGUCUAUGCUCUUUCAAACGUCAUUUGACACUGGAAAACUUCCUAUCGAUAUUACUCCGCUAUACAAGGGAGGUAGCAGAGCACCGACGACAAACUACAGGCCCAUAAGCUUAACGUGUAUUGUCUGCAAUGUUAUGGAAAUGAUCAUAAAGAGUGAACUGAUGCAUUUCCUGGAAGUUCACUGCCUGCUAUCGAAAUGCCAAAAUAGGUUCAGGAAGGGAAGAUCCUGCACGACAAGCUUGCUACAAUCUCUCCAGAGCUGGACCCCAGAUCUGGACAACGGCCACGCGGUCCACAUAGCCUUCAUCUACUUCCAGAAGGCGCUCGACACUGUGCCACACCAGGGUGUCCAGACACCAGACACCCUUGCUAUCAAAACUAGCGCCCUUGCCUAUUAAAACAACCGUUCAAGUGUAUCUGCUACAGACCCUAUAAAAACCGAGGGCGACUGACGCUAAAAACCCUGGACCAGCGGACGCCUUCUGGACGCCAUUGCUGAUCCUGCUUGGCCUCUGUAGCCCGGACCCGACAAGCUUUGCCUCUAAACGAGCCUGUCCGUCCAAUAGGAUAUCCCCGUGUUCUCGAUUUCGCCCGAAACUGACCCCAUUUUUUCGUCAUUAUAAAUAAUCCACAAACUCCUCUUAGGAAGCAAUCUUUUCUUCUCAAAGGAGAAAAGAAGGGACUCUACACGUAGCCUCCCCAGCUCUCUCUCUCUAGUUAUGAUCUUUACAGACGAAGCAUACCGUUAAAUCUUUGCAGUUAGAAUAAGUCCAACGAGAUGCGAUGGUUGACAGCUCGAGGUCCCCCAAAUAAAAAGUCGGGAAACAGAGGUAAUUGAACAUACUUUGCUAUAACAAGAAGGCGUUCACGAAACUCAGUAGGUAGUUGUAGCAUGCCGUCCCUAUCGGUCGAAAUAGGAUUGUUGGGGUUCUAAGCACCGGCAUGAAACGAAUGAGGGUUUCCGGCUUUCACGGCUAUGGACAACCAGCAAACAACCUGGCGUCGAUUGGUCGUUAGCUCUCGCCACUCUAAUAUCGACUCAUGCGCGACUCAAUCAACCGAUUGACAAGGAGUAAGCGGACUGAUGGCAGCAUGGGUAAACGGCCGCGCUGGCCAUCACCUGAGCAAAUUGUCACAGAUCUUCGUGAUAAAGGACACACUCACUGCCUCUUACACCGCGACUGGUUUGCGGAAGGCCCUGACGCUUUCUAUGAUAUAGAUAAGGCAAAUUAAUUUUAGCCAGUCUGGCUUCAGAGGACAAAGCUCCAAGACUUUCCUCUAUCUUUAAGACCCUCACCUAGACCGUCUUUAGGGUUUGGUGUUCGUUCUAAAGCUAAUACCGCCAGGCCUAAGCAACAUGCUCUAAGUAAGGCCAAACCAAUGAUCCACAAUAUUACUGAUCAAUUUGUACAAAAUUUCCUCACUACGAAUAUCACCCUUGUCGUUCGCUGAUCCCCGUGCAUGCAUUGUGCUUUAGUGUAGGCGAAGUGGUCGUCAGAAGACGGUCCUCCGGUUCCUAAACAUUCGUAACUGGGGUCCUUAAGUAACGUAUUGAAACGAAUUGGUUUACUCGCUCGAUCGUCUAGUUCGAAGUCUAAGUGUCACACACCUCUCACUGUUAACCUUUAGGAGCCAACGAACGGAGCAGCUGCUUGGCCGGCAGAGAAUCCACAGAUGUGUGCUUUAUCUGCGCCAUACUUGACGAUUCUUUAGAGUUUAACAUAGUCAGCAAACAUGCCAAAGCUGCAACCUAGGUUAUCGACAGUCGUUGAUUCGGACUAGUAAGAGUUACAGUUCAAGUGCUGUGUUGUGGGAUAUGACUGAAAAUAUAGAUAUGUGUAGGUUUUGAGGCGUUAACGCGCUCUGUGGACGGUCUUCCUAUAACGGACUCUGUGAUCCAGGUCAGCAGGUCGUAUUCAGGAAAGUUUGUUAAUUGGACGUUUUUCUGGAGUACUUUCCAAAGUCUUCCUAAAAUCCCCACGGGUGACGUCGAUCACUUUCCAUUCCUCUGUGCUCCUCUUACCUUUACCCCUUGCCCUUGGCUUUUGGCAGUUAAAAUAAUCGUGAUCUUCCCUGCAUGUUAUCCCAUUAAUAACAGUCCAUUUUACAAGAAAUUACUGACAGUUGAAAUGCAGACUUUGGACUUAAUACACUCACACUUUUUUGGGGCUGCGAAAAAUUUAUUCACGAAAUUGCGGAUCUUGAAUACAUUUCAGGCCUGAUAAUCUUCCUCGAUUUACGCAAUUUUCCAUAGUCCAGCCGUUUGUUUGAACGCGUGUGUCGUGCAGGAACCCAUGCUUCCAACUCGCUUCAUUCCACGUGGUGUCGGCGUUCUGCUCAUGUCAUUCUGUAUGGCGCUCCUGGUCGGUCACGGCGGGAAAGUCUCGUUCUGCUCUAUCGGCUGAAGGCCUUUGUAGUUGAUCGCAUUAAUAUCCACUUGUGCGGCAGGUAUGUACUACACCCGGUUUGUCGUAUUUUGUCUGAAAAUGAUGGUUUACCAUCUUUCGACUGAGUAGCUGCUGUAAGACUACAUACUGAGGUUACAUCUUAGCACCAAAGACUUUUCUUUAGCCCCUUCUAACUUAGAUUUUAUUUAGGUGAGCGAGGAAGGCUUCACACGUAAACGGCGGUUAAUUGCGAACCUUUAAGGUAAGCUCUCAAUGAUGGUUACCAUCUUUCGACUGACUAACUGCUGUCAAUUACUUACUGAGUUUUGCUUAAAUCCCAAGUUAUGCUGACUUGUGCCAUUAUUUUUAGAGAACUUUCCGGCUCAAGAGUUAAUCUGGUCUAAGAUGUGAUACCUUACGCUGUCUGCCGACGGUAAGUGCUACAUGAUGUCUUACCUACAUUAUCUUACCCGUGCCGAAGAAAUUUAUCCUGAGCGUAGCAUUGGUUCUCAUAUGUCCUUUAUUUCGUGUAGGUCCCUAUCGGCGGUUACCAGUCCAAGCAUGAAACAGGUGAGGGAUUGUGUACGCACUUUGGAACCGUGCGUUGUUUGUGUUUGUUCCCCAGUAAUCCUUAACUCCGUGUUUUUAACAAUCUGCUUAGUGCAUUGUGACCCACCAAAACAGCGCUUCACUUGGCUGAGGCGGUUAUCGGCGGGUAAUAUCGAAGGCUAUGGAAAACGGCUUGGUUUAAAAGCCAAGUCACCUGUCUGUAGCGACACGUCGCGUGUGCUAUGGACGCAUGUAAAUGUCCAUCUUCUUUUCGUCUAAUAGUUUUUUUUUCAUUUUAGGCGAGGCCAACUCCCGCAGCGUCUUGUAA
This is a messenger RNA of Spirometra erinaceieuropaei, 4758 nucleotides long. The record is from the annotation of a GenBank genome assembly. NCBI's taxonomy places the organism in Eukaryota, Metazoa, Platyhelminthes, Cestoda, Diphyllobothriidea, Diphyllobothriidae.